Molecule: messenger RNA, 708 nt
Organism: Conger conger (European conger)
Lineage: Eukaryota; Metazoa; Chordata; Actinopteri; Anguilliformes; Congridae
Gene: helt
Product: helt bHLH transcription factor
Exons: 4
Coding region: 1-708 (235 amino acids)
Biological process (GO): regulation of transcription by RNA polymerase II; anterior/posterior pattern specification; regulation of neurogenesis
Cellular component (GO): nucleus
Molecular function (GO): RNA polymerase II cis-regulatory region sequence-specific DNA binding; DNA-binding transcription factor activity, RNA polymerase II-specific; protein dimerization activity
Source: RefSeq, a predicted model, not a curated record
AUGGCAUCCAAGCAUAAGGAACGCAAGAGAACUCCGGUCUCUCACAAAGUGAUAGAGAAACGACGAAGGGAUCGAAUCAACCGGUGUCUGAAUGAGCUGGGCAAAACGGUACCAAUGGCUCUUGCAAAACAGAAUUCUGGAAAGCUGGAGAAGGCGGAGAUUCUGGAGAUGACUGUUCAGUAUCUGCGCGCACUCCACUCAGCGGACUUCCCGCGAGGCAGAGAAAAGGGAGAACUGCUGGCAGAAUUUGCGAAUUAUUUUCACUAUGGCUACCACGAAUGUAUGAAGAACCUGGUGCACUAUCUUACCACAGUGGAAAGGAUGGAAACAAAGGAUACCAAAUACGCGAGGAUCCUCGCAUUUUUACAGUCCAAAUCCCGUGUCGUCACCGAGCCCGUGUUUGGUUCAAUAAGUGGUUUACCAGACCCCACAGACUACUUGUGCCAGUUGCACUCCGCUUCGGAAUACCAAAGCCACAGCCCAACCGACUCCGUCUUCCAGCAGAGUCCGCCGGCACACUACUCCUGGCACAGCUCUGCGCGCAGCCCCACCAUCGCUUACCCACAGGUUCCCCUCUCCGCGCAAACGCAGCAACACGCCAGUUACUUGUCGCCUGUGCAAGGACUAGACCAUCACUAUAUUAACUUCAUCGGCCACUCGCAUGCCAACGCGUUCAGCCUACACACCGCACAACACGCUGCCCUGUGA